GCGCGAUCGUUUCCGGGAGCCGCUGGCGGAGUGGGCGGAGCUAGGGCGGAGGUGCAGGUGGGAAGCCACCUGGGAGCCAUAGUUUGGUCGCAGACCCUGGGAGUGCUGGGAGCAACGGAACGAAAGUCAGACAGACUUCAGUUGCCCCGACGGAUUGGAGCCCAUCAGUCCGUCGUGACAAGUUUUCCCCCACCCCCGACCUAGAUGUAUGCAAGUCCAGGCUCUUCUGCUUCUUAGUGUCGCGGCUGGCCCAACUUACAGGCUGACUGAGGACUCUUCUUUCCUCAGAUUUUUUGAUCUUCAGAAUGCUUCGAUAUUCAUGUUUUUUUAGAAUGUACAAAGGACUGUUUUACUGCUGGGUGGAGUCCGGUGCAUUUAAUUUGGGUGUCUGUCCCCAAGCAAUGCACACUUCAGCAGCCGUGCAUGCUGAAUGUGAAUCUCAGGAAGAGGCAGCUCUUUGUGGCACUAGGAGCGUUCAUAGAUCUGCAGAGAAAGAUUCUGAAGCCAUGGCUAAACUGCAUAUUCCAGUAAUGGUGGAUGAAGUUAUUCAUUGCUUGACACCUCGAAAAGGGCAGGUCUUUCUAGAUAUGACAUUUGGUGCAGGAGGACACACAAAAGCUAUUCUGCAGAAGGAACCAGAUAUUACUGUCUAUGCUUUAGACCGAGACCCAACAGCUUAUGCAAUAGCCAAACAGCUUUCGCAAGUGUAUCCGAAACAGGUCCAGGCUUUGUUAGGCCAGUUCAGCGAGGCAGAGGCUUUGUUACUAAAAGCUGGAGUGCAGCCAGGAACUAUCGAUGGAGUUCUUUUGGAUCUGGGGUGUUCCUCCAUGCAACUUGAUGUUCCUGAGCGAGGUUUCUCCCUUCGGAAGGAUGGUCCCUUGGACAUGAGGAUGGAUGGAGACAGGUAUCCUGACAUGCCCACUGCUGCUGAUGUUGUGAAUGCUUUAGAUCAACAAGCACUUGCAUCCAUCCUUAGAGCAUAUGGAGAGGAGAAGCAUGCCAAGAAAAUUGCUUCUGCAAUCAUUCAAGCACGCAGCAUAUACCCUAUCUCUAGAACCCAGCAGCUUGCCAGCAUUGUUGCAGGUGCCUUUCCUACCUCAGCUGUCUAUGCAAGAAAGGACUUGCUACAAAGAUCUACCCACAUUGCUACCAAGACGUUCCAAGCUCUUCGUAUCUUUGUGAACAAUGAGCUCAAUGAACUCUAUACAGGACUGAAAACAGCACAGAAAUUUCUGAAAACUGGUGGUCGUCUUGUUGCGCUCUCCUUCCAUUCUUUAGAAGAUCGCAUUGUCAAACGAUUUUUGCUUGGGAUAAGUAUGACAGAAAGAUUUAACCUCAGCAUCAGACAGAAGGUAAGGCAAACUGCACAGCUGGAUUCAAAUCAUGAGAGUGAGGGGAGCAGCUCUGGAAGAGCUCCUCUGAUGUGGGAUCUGAUUCACAAGAAGGUGCUUACCCCAGAAGAUGAAGAUGUCCAAGAUAACCCCAGAGGGCGCUCAGCCAAGCUCAGGGCGGCUAUCAAAUUAUGAGGAUCUUAUCAUCAAAGUUUCCUUCUAUACUGCUAAUAUUUUUCUAAUUGAAAACCUUGUUUCUGAACAGUUUAAUGCAAUGUAAAUUAUGGGGCAGCCUGGAAAUUAGUGGUAUUUAGUAUUUUUAUCUCUAAGGAUAAUAAAGGAAGGUUUUUUUUGUUUUUUUUUUUUUUGUUGUUGUUGUUUUUUGUUUUUUUUUUUUUUUUUUUUGAUUUUUUGAGACAGGGUUUCUCCGUAGCUUUUGGUUCCUGUCCUGGAACUAGCUCUUGUAGACCAGGCUGGCCUCGAACUCACAGAGAUCUGCCUGGCUCUGCCUCCUUUUAACAUGACAUAAAAACUUUCACUCACAGAGCAGAGAGUCUCAAAACUGUAAGCACUUGUUGAUCUCUGCAUUGUAUUUGAAUUAUAAAAUUCAAUUCUUUCUUUAAUGAGGAAAUGGAAAAACUAUGACAUUGUAUUAAUCUAGGUUUGUAAACUCAAGCUGUCAAAAGAAAGAUAAUCAUAUUUUGUAUGCUCUAAAUUCCAAAUUGAGUUAUUUGCAUUUCCAACAGACUUUCUAUGUCUCAAAUAAUUAUGAUGAUUAUGGAACAAAUUAUAGUUUCUCCUAACUAUAACUUUUUCAAAUGUAAACUUUUUAUUAUUAUUAUUUAAGAUCUGCCACACUGAUGAUUUUCACUAGCAGAGUCAGCUCAUUGCUUUGGUGGCAUUUCUCAGUAUGAUCCAUGUUUCAUGUAUUUCAGAGUAAUCACAUUGAAUUUCCCUAACAGCCCGCAUGGAAAAUGUGAAGCCCAAAACUUCUAUUUGAUGCCAAGUGUAUCAAUUGCUGUAAUGUAUAAUACCUGUAGUGAGCAAUGUAAUCUCUCAUUUGCAUCUUGUGUUUUUUCUUUAAAUUUUAGACAUCAUGCAAAGUAGUAAGUUUCUUUUUUUAUGGCGUUUCCAUGAAAAUAAAGCAUUGUAUUGAUUAUUCUCA
This is a messenger RNA of Microtus oregoni (creeping vole), 2496 nucleotides long. RefSeq names its product methyltransferase like 15 (gene Mettl15). The transcript has 7 exons. Gene Ontology annotation, biological process: rRNA base methylation. The record is from RefSeq and is a predicted model, not a curated record. The coding region runs from base 306 to 1526 and encodes 406 amino acids. Lineage: Eukaryota; Metazoa; Chordata; Mammalia; Rodentia; Cricetidae. Gene Ontology annotation, molecular function: rRNA (cytosine-N4-)-methyltransferase activity.